AGGUGAACACCUUUGGUACUUUCAAUAUGAUUCGUCUAUCUGCUGAAGAGAUGAUGAACAAUGAGCCAGAUGAAGGAGGUGAGAGGGGAGUGAUAAUAAACACAGCCAGUGUAGCAGCAUUUGAAGGUCAGAUUGGACAAGUUGCUUAUUCCGCAUCAAAAGGAGCAGUUGUAGGAAUGACACUGCCAAUCGCAAGAGAUCUCGCAAGACAUGGGAUUAGAGUAAAUACCGUAGCACCAGGUAAAGUGUUUAUUCUGAUGUUAUGAUCAAUUAUACUCUGCUCUGUUUUUCUAUAUUGCGUUAUGUAAGCUGUAAGUGCUCUUAAAAAUUCCAUUACAUUUAUAUGUAUUCUUUGGGGCGACGAUGCAACUAAUCCUGGUCCUUCAAAAACGCAUAGAAUGUAUCGUUUUAUGCACACAACUUACGUUCGUUUGGAUUAUCCACUGGUACGCUAGAUGCAUUGGUUUCGUUCAUAUAAACAGAUACAAGAUUAUACCGCCCGUAUUCUAAAAGCUCACUCACACUCACGCUCAAUGAGUGGAGGUUCAAUCUGAGCUUUUCUUGAGUGUCAAUGCUGUUUUUGAAUAGCUGGAGGGUUAGUGUCGUACCUUACUAUGUGACUAUUCACCCUCCAGCUAUUCAACAACAGCAUUGACACUCAAGAAAAGCUCAGAUUGAACCUCCACUCAUUGAGUGUGAGUGAGCUUUUAGAAUACAGGCGUACGAGUUCAUUACCUGGUGUAAAAUAUACAUUGUUGUUUCUUGUAGGAUUAUUUUUAACGCCGUUACUUGAAGGCUUACCUGAGAAAGUGCAGAAUGCUUUAGCGAAGAGCGUGCCGUUUCCAAACCGUCUCGGUGAUCCAUCGGACUAUGCUCACAUGGUCGCUGCGAUUAUUGAAAAUCCCAUGAUGAACGGAGAGGUGGUACGGAUAGACGGCGCAAUAAGAAUGCAGCCGUAAUGUCUUGGAAACAAUACUGAUUUCAAAUGCGCAGCUGUGCAUGUGAAGAUGUAUUAUUAAAGGAACUAGCAACAAAAAUUGUGUUUUUCUAAUUUGGAAGGACAUUGAGAUUUAUUCACAAAUUCUUUCUUCAAAUAUUCUCAAACUAUCUUAAUUUUUGAGAUAUUUGGAACCAAAACAUUCUGGUAUAUCCCGCCCCAUCUUGUUUUAAUAGUUUUAUAAUUAGAUAUUUAGAUCUAGUUAAAAGACACCACAACCCGGGUAAACGUUUUAAAACUAAAUCAGUCGAAUGCUUAUACAUAGCUUGAGCUUUAAUUUAAAAUAGACAGUAUUAGAAAGUAUAGCAGUUACCAUUAAAAUGACCUGAGAAAUGAGAAUUGCUCAAGAUACAAAAUAAUUUUACCUUCGAGGGCUCUGCUUCGAGGGCCUGGUCACAGGUUACGGACCUUACGGUUGUGACGUCACGCAUAUCUGACGAUGGAUAUAAAUAUCCAAGAAGUAUUUUGUUUGCAAUGAACUGAAGAGUCAUACCUUUUAUACCAAGAACAAUAAAGAAAAUCUGUAACUAGAUGUUGAAAUUCAUUGAAUUUCUCUUUCAAAUGGGGGAAAAUUAAUUUUUAUUGCUAUUUCCAUUUAAAUGUUUUUUUUAAUUCCACCUAAAUGCAAUAUUCUAAGGAUGAAGAUUUUUUAAUUUACAGUGUUUUGGUUGUGGAAAACACCGGUUCACGUAUAUUAAACAAUUAUUGGAUGAGACUUGGUCAAUGUUAUGCGCCUCAGAUUCGCUUCGACAGACAACAAUGACGUCAGUCUGACUAAUUCUUUAUGUUACACCUGUUGUAGCUAAGUUAAGACUGGCGUCUGGUGGGAAAGCGAGAUUUAAAGAGAAAAUAUAAUAUAUGCCUGUGGAAGAUAGUUUUGCACUGUUUCAUGACGUUUUGGGUGCAACAGUGUUUUAGGACUCGGUCAGGAAUAAAAUCCGGGCCCAUAUGUAUGAGCGUGCAAACUCGGCAAUAAUUUGUCCUUGGCUUUGGGGCUUC
Paramuricea clavata is the source of this 1996-nucleotide messenger RNA. NCBI's taxonomy places the organism in Eukaryota, Metazoa, Cnidaria, Anthozoa, Malacalcyonacea, Plexauridae. The record is from the annotation of a GenBank genome assembly.